This is a messenger RNA of Acanthaster planci (crown-of-thorns starfish), 13525 nucleotides long. RefSeq lists its product as uncharacterized. Gene Ontology annotation, molecular function: nucleic acid binding. Gene Ontology annotation, biological process: positive regulation of nuclear-transcribed mRNA poly(A) tail shortening; miRNA-mediated gene silencing by inhibition of translation. The record is from RefSeq and is a predicted model, not a curated record. Lineage: Eukaryota; Metazoa; Echinodermata; Asteroidea; Valvatida; Acanthasteridae. Gene Ontology annotation, cellular component: nucleoplasm; P-body.
CAAUACACUGACGCUGUGUGCAUUCUGAUUGGUUGAGCACACAGCACUAGGGGCCCUUCAUUGCUAGUUUGCUUGUGUGUCUGUGUUGCCAACGGUCUUGUCAUGCAGGCAUAUGUGUACAUGUACAGUACAGUACUGUGCAUCCAUGCACCGCAUGUUCAUGCACAUUUUACAUCUACAUGGUCUCUGUACAGUGCAAGUACAUGUCAUACUCAUAGACAGGAGUCACAGGGUGGCCAGACGGCAUUAGAAGUUGGUCAUGGUAAUGUCCGAUGUGUAGGGCACUGUUUCCUGCCAGAAACUGUCCUACCCUUCACAUUUCUACAUACAUCUCUGCUAACAGGAAUUCUUAGAUCUCUCCUGUCGAUUAUGCCAGGGAAAGUACAUUGUAAGAACCAACAAUGCAUUCAUGUAGUGUGAGCCACAUGAGAGUCGCAUUACUGUCUGGACUGCAGGUGUACUAAAUGAUAAAGACAAGGUAUGUUUACAUUGCCAAGAACAAUGAAGAAUGUUUAACCGGCAGAUAGAAAUAUUGCUUGCAAGAGAACUGUCCUGUUGGUGAGGUCCCACCGCUGCGGCUUCAAUGAGUGGCGAGGGGCCGACCAUGUAGACUAUCACCCUCCAAGCCAUUCUCUGGGAGGUUUAUGCAAGAUUUUAUCAGCGUCUUUUUGUAGGACGCAACCAGUGCUGCAUAUUACCACAGAAGAUUUGAUUUCUUCUGUUAUACACGUUGUACUGAAAAGCCUUAACUUUAAAAAGAGUGCUAUUUAUGAGGCUGGCAAAUUUCCGUUUGAAUUAGCAGUGAAACUACUGCGGAGGUUUUGCUGUGGAGUUAGUAGUCUGCUUUGAGACGAGAGUAGAGAAUAUUAUAGGAAUUUUUUCACAGAACAAAGAACGCCAAAGAUUUAUCAAGUACAAGCCAAAGCACAAGCAAUUACUGCCAUCGGAUACGACGAGCAACUGCACCGACUACACGCCGACUCGCAACCCGCGGCGCUGUGCGUACGGUGUCUGUGUGCUUCCACUAUUGGCAAUUAUACACAACUUAUUUUUAUACUGAUGUUACUCUUAGUCCAUGGACCAAACCAGUGCUAAACAGAGAAUAGUUGUUGAUGAACACGAUAUGGAGGCCUGGCCAGCGAUCACGCGCGAGAACAACCGGCCUGCCCCCACCGAGAACGAUCUGAAAGCCGUCACCUCCUCAGCUGGUACCGGCCACACCAUCAGCAUGCCCACCAACAUGCCCGCGGCAGCCGGCCAAAGCAACGAGCCGGGCCUGGUGGCCAACACCGUGGCCGGCGGCGCUAAGAGCAGCAGCAUUUGGAACACGAGCUGGGGCUCCAUCACCACCACGGCGGCCGCGGCUGCCACCGGCAGCACCAGCAGCAGUGUGUGGGGGAAUAGCACCCCAGCGGCCCCAGCUGGGGACGCGGAGGGCUCCAAGGAGGCCCGGCCAGGAUGGAAUGGUGGUGGCAGCGCUGGCAACGGGAAUGGCAAGAGCGGGGAGGAGAGCAAUGGGAUGGAUACGCAGCCUGCGGUGUUGCAGGGGCAGGGAGAACGCAUGCAGACUGAGAGCCCACAACCCACUAGUGCUGUGCCCACUAGUACCUCUGGCUGGGGUCAGGGGAAGGACCCAACAGGUGCUAACAACUCUGCCACCAGUGCUAAUGGUUCCUCCUGGACGACAGGUUCCAAUGCUGCCAGCAGCAGUAGUCAGCUUGACCCCACCAGCACAGCCCCCUGGAGCUCCAGCAACUCUACCACCACCCUGGGCUCUAGUGGCUGGGGAUCAGCCCCUCCCAAGACGCCGACUUCCAGCUGGGGAGACAUGCCCAGCACCACCAGUUCCACGGCACCAUCCACUGGCUGGGGGGCAGCCCCAGCCUCCUCCAACUCUGGCUGGGGAGGGAAGCCCAACUCCAGCCAGCAGACUAACUCCAGCGAGGCAGCAGCAGUGCCUGGAUGGGGAGACAGUGCCACCCCGGGGAGCCAGUGGGGACGGCCAGGCCAGACCCCUCCCUCGGUGGGGCCCACUGGAUGGGGUACCUUGCCAAGCCCCAGCCCCACUGUGGGUCCCACCGGAGCAGGAUGGGGAGGUCACUCAGCUGCUGUGACCAACGACGGGGUGGAUUCACGCUCCAACAGACAGCCACCUACCCCCACAGGCUGGGGCGGGGGUGACACUCGAAGAAACGGAAGCAACAGCUCUGGAUGGGGAGCUCCUGCAGGUAGUUCCUGGGAAUCUGGUAGUAGGAGUGAGGCUAAAUUCAGUUCCUUGGAGAGCGAGGGAUGGGGCAAGAAGCCCAUCAACCAGGAUACACAGUGGGAAGGGGUUGGUCAACAAGUGCCUAAGACUGUUGAUAAUGGUACUGCUGCCUGGGGGUCAAGUCAGUCCACUCCAGCUGCUCCAGGAUGGGGUGCCAAUCCUCCCCCACCAUCUGCUUGGGGAAAGCCCAGGAUGCCAACAGAGGCCUCUCAGGUGGUCACUCAGUCAGUGCCACCACCUGCUCAGUCUGCAUGGGGAGGAGAUCGCAAACCAGCUUGGGGUGUUCCACCCGGUAGAAAUGAUGGUAAUGUUGGGAUCCCAGGAGCCGGAAUGAGGGGUGGAAGUGGGAUGGAAGGUAACAUGGCUGUGCGUGGCAUGGUUGGCAACAGUGCUGUCGGUGGCAGUGGUGGGAUUGGAAUGAGCGGCAGCAGCGCAAUGGGAUCUGGAUCUUCCUCUCAGUGGCGACAACCUGCUGGGCCGAUGGAGCGGCGUGAAAGCACAGGCCAGAGCCGUCCCACUGGCUGGGGAAAUCCCCUUGGUGGCAUGCCUCCUGGUGGUAACACCCACAGCCAGUCUGACAACAGCUCUUGGGGCACCUGGUCCAAUGAGGAGGCUAAUCCCCCGCAGGAAGCCCCUCCCCCUCCCAGAAUGCCUGAGAAGCUCAGCGGCUGGUCAGACAUAUCUGACAUCCCCACUACCAUCAUCCCUACCGGCUGGGGGGGUCCCACCCAGCAGCCACCAAACAAGAUGCCCGUCGACGAUGGCACCUUUGUCUGGGGUAACUCCACUGAGCACAAUGCCCGGAUUGCUGCCCAGAAUCGUCGCAACAUUGCCCGCAUAGCCUCGAUGCUCACCGUGGAUGCACACAGUACUAUGCAAACGCCUCCCCCAGGGACUCCCGGUGAGGCAGCGGAUGGGACGGCUGUGCCUCCAUCCCCUGUGACCACCAGUGCCCCCGAGGGGAGUGCCAACCCAGCCGCCAAACCGGAGGGGGGUGCCGCCACUCCGUCGGCUUGGGGAGAGGCCGGCCAGGAACAGAAGGUUCAAGGCUGGGGUGAGACUCCAAAGGCAUCUGAGGAGGCCCCAGCAACUGGAUGGACCAGGAAUGGAGCGGCCAAACCAGCAGCCAGUAGUGGCAAGUGGGAUGAACCCUGGGGUGGCAGUAGUACUACUGGUGGCAGUACUCAGGAGAAGGACUCUAUGCAAACUGGAUGGAACGAGGGCCCAAAUGGAAGUGGAAACGCAGUAGGCCAUUGGGGUGGAGAGGAAGACUGGGAUACCAAAUCCCAGAGCAGCGAGUCGUCAGUCAGCAGCAGCAACUGGAUGAAGGGCCGCAAACCAGUAAGGGGUACCAAUGGCACGGGCAGCAUCGGCCAGAAGGAGUCCAACCACUGGAUCAGUAAGCUCAAGAGGCUGAUGGACCAAGGUUAUCGGCAGGAGGAGGCUGAGAUGGCACUCAAAAAGCACAACAUGAACUUUGACAGUGCCCUCAUGGAACUGAGGCAGAUGUCAGAUGGCAAGUCCAGUGAUUUUGAUGCCCACCUGCGCCAAGUCAAUCGCGACAUGGGCUCCCUGAUGCUUGGUGGGGACAACCACCUGUCCGACGGGCCGAAGCCGUUUGGCAUGGGGGAUGCAUCACUGCCACCCCCGUCCCCCAUGUCCAACGCUGGCAUGAUGAACAACCCCAUGGGGCCCAAGCCGGGCUUUGGCAACAUGGGUCGCGGCGGCUUCCCCCCCAACCAGCAGCGCUUCAGCGGCAUGCAACAGCAGCAACAGCAGGGAUUCGCCCCGCCCUUCGCUCCUCCCAGCCAGCCCAUGCGAGCACCCUUCAACCAGCAGAUGAUGCAGCAGCAACAGCAACAACAGCAGCAGCAGCAGUUCCAGAACUUCUUGCAGAUGGCCGUUCAGGCCGGACUGAUCAACCAGAGCCUCCUGCAGCAGCCUUUGAGCCACCAGCAGGUCUUACAGGUAUUCCAAAAUAUUCAGCAGCAGACCCAGCAGCUUUUCCAAGCCCAACAGCAAAACGUCCCCGGUAAGAUGCUGAACAUGCGACAGCAGCAGGAACUGAUGCAACGCCUGAUAGCCAUGCAGCAGCAGCAGAUGAACCAGCCCACUCAGCGCGGUAUGCCCCGCCCUCCAUUUAACCAGCGCGGCAAGCUCCACAGCGACUCAGAGGUGUUCCCCAAUAACGAUGGGGGCAGCGCCAACCAUGCUGACUUCAGUGUCAAGGAGCCCCAGCAGUCACGCCUGUCGCAGUUCUUCGCCCAGCGCCAGUCACUCAGCAGUACGGUCGGCAAACCCACCAGUGACCUGUUCCCCAACGCUGGCCGCAACGACUCCAUUGCCUCCAUCUCGGAUGUGUCAUCGCGAAGUGAUGGUUGGUCCCGCAGCAACUCACCCACUCAGUCAGACAGCCUGCCACAGAGUGCCGAUUCCACCUUCUCCGACUCAGGCUGGUCCUUCCCACAUUCCAACAGCGAGAUUGACCUGCUGGAGUUCAAGCCCGGUGUACCCUGGAAGCCACGCACCAAGGAUGUGGCCAACGACCCCCACGCCACCCCAGGGAGUGUCAACAACGACCUGCUUAACAGCUCCAGCCUGACCGUGGGCGGCACCACCCGCAGCAGCACCAACCGCAAUGACCGUGGUUCCCGCGACGACAUCUCGGGCAUCCUCAUCAAGCCCAUGAAGCCUCCACCGCCAAACUCCAACUGGAGCGGGGGCAACUCGGGCAACUCCAAGAAGUCCAGCUGGAACUAUCAGGACCAGGGUUCGGCCUUCUCUCAGCCCACCUCUGCCUCCAACUGGAAUGUGCCUUCUACUAAUCAGCGUCCUCCACGCCCUCCGCCUGGCCUCGCCGAUCAACCGCGGAAUGCCGGCUGGCCGGUCUCGUCUUCCCAGAAUGUCCCAGGAGGCCGUGCCUGGGACAGGUCCCACAGCACAUCAGGAGCCUGGCCGGGCAGUGAGUGUGCCACUAAUUGGUUGGUGCUUAGAAAUCUGACCCCUCAGAUUGAUGGAUCCACCUUGCGCCUGCUGUGCCUCCAACAUGGCCCCCUGGAGCACUUCCACAUGAACCUCUCCCAGGGGACGGCCAUCAUCGCCUACAAGACACGGGAUGAGGCCUUCAAGGCCCAGCGCAGCCUCAACACCUGCGUGCUCAGCAACACCACCAUCAUUGCCGACUUUGCCACCAGCGCCGACAUCGCCCGCAGCCGAGAUCGCAGCCAGUCACAGUCCGGCGGCAGCAAGUUUUCUGCAGGCAGCGGCAACCCUGGGGGAAGCCUGAGCGGCAUCUCAUCAUUCGGGAUCAAGGAGGAGAGCCGGGCUGGAGGGAGCGGGGGCCAGUGGAACGGAGUGGGCACGCCCAGCUUGUGGUCCACCAACACCUCCACAACCUCCACACCCUGGAGCGGCGGCGAAACAGAGACUCCAGCCACUGGGGUCGCUUCCUCCCUGAGUUUCUUGCCAGGAGAUCUGCUCGGAGAGGGCACCAUGUGAAAAAGGUCAACCUUUUCCAAAAAAAGCCAAGAUUUCUCACCCUUGUUUGUGUGCAAGCAGCAUGACAAAAGUUCAGGAAUAUUAGGGUUUUUUACAACAUGUAGUGGAAUCGUAGGUUUGUAAAAAAAAAAAAAAAAGUUGUUUUUUUUUCCUUGGAUUUUUGCAUCAGAUGUUCUAUCAAAGUUUGCCAGGAGUUGAGAGAAAUGUAUAUUGAUGUAGUCUAUUGUACAACAGUUCAAAAGAAUCCUUUACUUUUGAAGGAGAAAGGAUGUGUCUAUGAUGCCAAAUUAUCUGCUUUUUAUUACUUGUGUUUUAAUGGUUUGAAAUCUACUCAUUUUUUGUACAUAUUGUGUAUGCAUCUCUGCCAAGAUACAAAAUAUAGUUGCUCAAGGAUUCGUACCUUCACCCGAAUGAUGUGUGAAGGAAACUACAAGUAACCAAGACUUCUUAUGCCUUUUGUGAAUCACAACUAGUGCAAGUACCAGUCUGUUUGACCAAAUUUGGAAUAUGUGAUCUAUUAUUGUGAACGCGAUAACGUGGAGGGGGAAAAUCGUCAGGAGAAAAAGGACUUCUGGAAAACGCGGCCCCAACGUCAUCCUGACUCGUUUGAAAAGGCAAUAAGAUGUGGAAGCACCUGCCACGCCUGUGUGUGUGCGCGUCUGUGGUCAAUGUCUCCAUCGCUUCAUUUUGAGUGACCUUUCGCUGGAGAGGCAACAAACUAAAACAAAGGCCUUUUGCCAUGUUGGCCAAAAGGAGAACGGAACUCCUGCAUUGCUUUUUUGUGUUUCAAGAUGACUGCAGCAUCUUCGAACCUCCAACAACGACAGUGACGUGUUUGUUUGGUGUUUUUUUUCUCUAGGAAAUGUGCAAUGGAUAAAGUAAUAUCUUUCUAUCUUCUGUUUAAGGACUCCAUCUUCAUAUUCUUGCGGGUUUGCAUUAAAAAAAAGAACAAUUAUUUGUUGCCGCAUCGGUGUAAUGUGUGUAUAUGUUGUUGGACAAAAGGAUGCAAGCGUUGUGGAAACAUGGAAAGAACAGUCAUGUGCUAUUUCAAUGCUGUUCUUAACAUCAGUUGCAACUAAGAGCCGAGAGCCGUUGAGAGCCAUAGUUGAUGUGCUUAAGUGGUGAAUAGCGAAUUUAUUUUCCAAGGUGUGCCGGGUAAGACUCAACGUACGCUUCUGGAUUUGCAGAGCUAGUGGGAACUUCAGACCGAUGUAGCCAUUCGCAAACAUUUUUUGGAAUGCUAGAAGCGGCGUGUGCUUGUCAUCAAAGGAAUGCAGGGCAUUGAGCCGUCGCUCUUUGUUAAAAGAGACGAUGAUUGAAGGAGGAGAAAAACUACGAAAUUCCAAGGGGGAGGGGCGGGAAUGGAGGAGGUAGGCCAUGGACAAGAACUCCUUCACCGGCCUCCCCCCCAUCAAAGCUGGAAUCGGAAAUGGUGCCGCACAAAUUUGGUUUUUAAUACGGACUUAACUUGUUGCGUCCAAAGUGCAAUUUCCAUGCUGAUGCGUUUUUAUAUUUGUGAGAGAUGUGGAACCACUGCGGGGACCCAGCCCACCUACAGUGAACACGAGAACCUCAAGAAACUGGAAAAAAAAAGACUAAUAAAAAAAAAAAUGAGAAAAACUGUGGAGAAGUUCAACGUUACACAAACUGAGUGACCCACUUGAAACCUCUGUGUGUUUGGCUGAAGGGGUACUGAAAUCGACAUGAUUGUCUUUCAACAGUAGUAAUUAUUACUUUUAUUAAGCGUUUAAAAAAAAACCUUUGACAAUGAAACAACUUAAGAUUUGUGUACAGCAUGUAUUUUGAAUACCGCACUUCUGUUCCCUGUCCAUAAGCGACAGCUCGUGUUUUCUUGUGAUGAAAAGUGACAGUGUUUCUAACCAUCCAUUCUUUGUACAGAAAGUAACAACAAAAAACUCUGGAUAGCUGCACAGACUUUCUUCUUGAGGAUUUGUAUUUCCUAGUGCCUCUCCUUUGAACGUAUGAUAUAAAUAAUUAAGAAUUGAGAACUGUUCUGAAUAAUCUGAAACAUUUGUAAAUAUGAUUCACAAACAAUCCAGCCAAAUGCUAAAGAGAAAAUAACCACCAGUGUUUUUUGCAUAUAUGCAAGUAUGUAGGGUUUGUGCAAGGUAAAUGUAACGGAAAAAAAAAACAGAAGAAAACUAGAAAAAAAAAAUUAAAAGGUGAAGAAAACUCAACAAAAAAUAGAAUGAUGACAGAACAGGGGACACUCUUCUAAGGGGUUUUAAGUUGUGCAAAGAAAGUAUUAGUUUAGUUUUUCAACUCCACUGCUGUGUCGGUUGUCUGUCAGUGCAGCCAAGUUUAUUGGGGCAUUUUGUACUAUUAAGAAUAGAGAUGACAACUGUAAUCUUCAUGUCACGAAAGGGGGCAUUUCAGCAUAUGAAACAAGGCCAAAGUCUCUUGUCAAAUUAGGGUUCGCUCCCACCAGUGACUUUGAGCAGCAUGAGACUGUAUUUCAAGCAGUCGUAGGUUGAUUUAGGGGCUCUGUCUUCAAUAGACUUGGGCCUACCAUCAUUAAGUAAGCAAUCUUGUACUGUGCUCCUUACAGGAAGCUUUGACACAAAAUAGCCAGGAGGUGAGCUUGACAAGUGGUCCUCACCUCUUAAGAAGGUGGUACAUUCCUCAUAAGUCCCAAGUUCUCCAGUGAGAGAAUAGGGUUUAAAAAAAGAAGACACUUCCAUUUUGCUCAUGGACAGUGGUUGGGGGUUGGUUUGUUCCACAAGAUGGCCACCACAGUUGCAGUGUGGUAUUUGGAUUGUAUUAAGGAAAGGUAACUGUAAUAUACCACCAUCCAUGUUUAAAGGAGUCUUUCCAAGUUCGUUAAAUCAGCCUUUAUUCAGUGAAAACGUAAGCUUACUUUCAACUCAUGGUUUACUUCAGUUGCCUCAUUGAAGUCGAGAAACUCGCUGAUCAUCAGCAAGAGAAACGAAAAAUUCAGAUUCAGAAGAUAUCCAUGCCUAUUUGUAUUCAUUUUCUUUUCUGAGCAACAACAAAAUUAUCAAUGGAAAUGUGGUAUCUCACUCACAUCGUGUCAGUAUCACUCGGAGCAUUAUUCAGUCGCAGCUGAGUUGUUUGGUUUGCAAAAAUUUGUGAAAAUGUCCAAAGGAAAAUGAUUCUCGCUGAUUGAAAACUAAUCAGAAGCCAACAGAGAGGGAAGGAGAAGGAAAGGGUUUUCCAGAUGCCUUGUAAUGGACAGAAGCAAUAGUAGCCAAACAAAAUCAAAGUCAGUUUAAAAGAGAAAGACAGUGCAACUUGGUUGAGCCCCAACUGAGAUUAUUUCUCGUAAAAUAUCAGGGUAAAACAAAUUGGAACAUUCUGUCCUGUAAUUCUCGUGUCAGUACUCCAAUUUUCUUUCGAAUCUCCUUUUUUGGGGGGGGUGGUGUUUUCAUUGAAUAAAGUAGAGCACUUCAAUUCAUUUGUUACGUUAUUCAUUAGAGACAUUUGGCUGCCAUAAUUGAAGAGAUUUGAAAUUGUUUUGCUUCCAAGAAAUCUGCAUAAACUGUUCCAUGCCUCUGGUUGCAAAUUUUGUUUUAGAAAUAUCCAAAAGAUUAAGCCUUACUGUUGUCCACUGUCGUUGCCAGGGCAUUGUGGGUAAUGCGUAGUGAAGGAUUUUUUUACAGGUGUAUGGCAGAUUGAUGCUGAAGUGGUCCUAAUGCUAUUUGUAACAGGGUGUGGGGGUCAAAGGUCACCAAUGCAAAUAAUUUUUCUCAUGUACAGAUUUUUAGUACAAACUGUUUUAGAGUUCAUAAACCAAAAGACUGCAUCAACUAAACAUGUUUUGCUUAAUUCAGAUGUAUAUUAACAUUCAAAUGAAAUAAUUUAUGGUGAUAUAAAAUAUGUUAACUAUUCUUCGUUUGUCAGUAAAAGAACGAGAGCUUGGGGGGGGGCUGUCUUUGUGAAGGGAACAGUUAGUCCACUACAGGAAUGCAACUAUUUGUAUGCUGCCAAGGGGAUCAGUAAUGUGCUUUCUUUCCUCAUUCGUGGAAUUUGAUAGCUACCAGAACCAGAAACCAAAGGAUGUGCUUAUGUGGGACUUGCUCAAAUGUACAGGAAUGUAUGAUUUUUUUGUUGAGUUUUUUCAAAAUUUAGGAAAGGACAAGCUAUCUGAAAUCAGAAUUAGUCUUUGUUUGGAUAUAUGUGCUUUGUACAAAUGCUUGAUAGAGAUUGUUUACUUCCCCUGUUUUUGUUUACUUCAUUUUGUUUUGGCAGUGUGUGCUCCCAUUUUUUGCCACUUGCUAAGACUGAGAACUACGAGAUGUUGUUGGGAGAUGAAACCAAAUGAAUUGAUGUUCAAUAAAUGUGGUUUUUUUGGGGGGGGGCAGUAGUGUAAGGACCAUUUCAAAAUGUUUUUCGAAAAAGUUUUUAAGAAAAAUGUGAGUAAAUGCGUACGUCGUAUGGCACAAGUGCAGUACUUUCUUAGUUACUUAAAACGAAAACGCAAUUUUUACGCAUUCCUCUUAACCAAUCCAAUCAUGCAACUCCUGUAUUUUUUUCCCUUAUUUGCGGCUCGUGGGACAGUUAAUAUGCAAAACGGUAUUAUGUGCUUGAAGUUACGAAUUCGUGUCGUAAACGCUUGUGUGUAAGGUUUUUAACAUUGCAUAUUUGAUCAUAUCAUAAAGUGUAUUAAUCUCUUGGCAAGUAGUUUUUUUCAGGUUUUCUCAGGGUUUUGAAUAGAAAACCAUGUGUUUUUUUUUUUCCUUUUUUAAAUUGUUUUUGUUUUUUUCUUGUUUUGGGUUUUUGGUUUGUUGCAUUGUGGAUGUCAUGUGCAGUGAUCAGAUGAGUUCUUAAGUCUCUCAAAAUUGCUUAAAAAUAACCCCCAAAAUGCUAAAAUAAAUUUGUUACAAGUUCACAAUGCCAGUGCUGCCAUAUGUAACUUUUAUUAUACUCUUGUAUAAAAACUGCCAUAAAAGUUAAGAAAUAGGGAGAUGUUGAUGAGCACAUAUUUGAUGUCAAACAAUAAUUAACGACCACUUUAACCACUCAGUGCAUUUUGAUCUACGUGUUUGGUACACAGAAUCAGUCUCCGCUCUUCUUACUGGGGCCCAUAUUUUUUUGGUCUGCGGUUCCUCUUGAAAAUUGUAUUUUAUCCGAGAAUCGACUCAAAGAUUGUUAAUAAGAUCACAACUGCAGUCAGCUAUUGAAAUUCUGACAGGGUUUUUGUAAAUGAUGAUGUUUAUGAUAAUGGCACAUUGUAUAUUUUUCAAUGUUGUACACUUUAAUGCUUGGUUGUAAAUUGGUUAAUCCAGUCUGUGCGUCCAAAGCAUUUGGAUUUCUUUUUUUGCAGACGUUAAUAUAUAAGAGAGCUGCUACAGUUGAUCUUUGUUUUCAGAAAUUUAUUUCUAAAAUUGCAGCAGUGUUUGCAGUAAAAGAAUGUAUUUCCACCAUGUGAGGAUGUCUAAUUGUCGUUACUCGUAAUAUAUACAGGCAAAACUAUAUUUAUUGUAGAAAACUAAGAAAUGGCAUUUAAGGCCAUUUGGUUACUUCAGUUGUUUUUCAUUUUACCUUUUGUAUUGUUUUUCCUCCAAAAGUCUCGGCUCUGUUUCUGAUUUUGGACUUUCAUGAUGAGCUGGGUUAUUGUUCAGAGUUUCUAGUUUCCAGAAAUGUGCCUGCUUCAGGACGUCAGACACCUGUGAGAUGGUCGGGAGUGGGAGGUAGGCAUUAUGGGGAGACUGGAUUGUGCUCAAUUAACAUAAAAGCGGACUGUAUUCUUCAUUCCGUCUUGUACUAAUGUGCCAAGUAGAGAAGAAACAUGUAGAAAAAGAAGAGCAAAUGAUCCCUUCUUUAUUUUCCGUGAUAGAGGUUAUACUGUUUGGGCCUUUUUUGGGGGGGAGGUUGGUUCAGUAACUAGACAUGCCAAGAAAGAUUUUCAUGUUUACCUGUCCUAAUGUACCUUUUACUACCUUAGUCCAAUAAAUAGAUAUAUUUGAUUCUAUAAAGAACAUUUUGAAAUUUCUUCUACUGAGGUUUAUUAUUAACAAAAAAACAGAGCAAGUUUUUGAACGCAUAUUUAUGAAUGUAAUUUUUUUUGGGUGGCUUGUACGAUUUGUUUUGCGGAUGUGCCCAUUUUCCGCUGUGUAUUGAGAUUAACUUGUUUAAAUGACAAAAGAAAUUGUAAUAAUGUACAUUUAUGUAACAAAGCACCAUUGUACGGGUGAGUGUUUAAUUAUUCUUCUAAGAAACUCUCUUCCAGAAAAGGUUUUGAUGAAGAUUAUAAAAAAACAAAAAAAACUUACAAGUAUUAUGAAUACUACUGUGUGUGACUAGGACGUGAUUUCAGCUCUCAUUUGAUUACAAGCAUUGAUAGACACUUUACUCUUUCGGAAAAAAAAAGCGAAAAAUUGGAAAAAAAAAAAGAAGGCUUCAGCAAAAGCCUAUGUAUGUGUGUGUAUGUCCCCGACGUUCACUUUGUCUGUUUGAAUUGUGCCACGGAUAUAUUAAUACAAAUUAGAUUAUCGUUUGAUAAUGCUGUACUACUUAAUUGGUGAGGCAAUAUAUGUAAUUGAUUUCAUGACCUUUGUAUGUUUAUGCUUGUUCCAAAAACGGUUUUAUUUUCGACCUUUUUAAACAAUUUUUGUUCCAGUUUUGGUACCAUUUGUUUGCUCUGUAUAACAAGCAGCUGUGAAGUGUUCAAUUUCAUCAUUGUAAUAUGGCCUUAAUUAUCAACUUAACUUCUUUCUUUCUUUUUUUUUUCAAAUCACAACCAUUUACUGUGGUUGUUCAUCAGUUGUUAUACUAAAUAUUUUGUCAAGUGAAGUUUUUUGUAAUGCAAUGCAUUCCAUGAGAUGAAAAGGAAAUAACUGUAAGAUUUACAAAUUGAAAUGAAACAAAAUGUAGAAGGUAUUGACUGGGACGGUGUUAUCUCAUCAUUCAUUAAAAAAGUAGAAAAAAUAGUUAUCCAAAACUGGAUGCUUAAAAAAGGUGCUAUCUGUUGACAAAAGGUUGCAGUCCCAGUGGCUCAUUUCAGAGCUAUUCCGUGCCAGUUAUCAAAACAUGGUCUGGUUUGUCAGAUAUCUUUCAGUUCUGCACAUUAAUGUCAAAUACUUUGAGCUGCAUGGAGCCCCAACAUAGAUAUCUGGUUGUGCUAUUUUUUUUUUCUUGCUUGUCAACAUUACCAGUAGUUCUUACAUAACAAACCUUUCAUUGAACGUGUACACUAAGCCAAAGCAUUAAUGGUGAAGGCCUUUCUUAAUAUAGAGAAAAAAAAACUACCAAUUCCUAAUAACUUUGAUAAUAUGUAAAAACUCAUUUUUUCAGUGAAGAUAAAAAAAAGGUGUUUUCAUUGUCAUGUCCAGGUGCGUGGAGAUGCUAGCCAGUGUGUUAAGAGCAAAUAACCAGCCUUGUUUUUGCAACUUAAAAGAUAUAUUAUAUGACAGAAACAAAUUGAAAAAAGUAAUAAUAUUUAUCCAUAAAUAUUUUACAUGACCGUAGAUCACUUGACUGAUACAAUCUGGAAUUUUGUUGUCAUUUUGUAAAAAAGAAAAAAGGAAGGAAAAAAAAAAAAUAAAAGAAAAAUACAAAAAAAGUAAAGUUUUUAAUUUUUUUUUAAUAUUAGAAGCUGUAAAACUGUGCAACUUUAAUUUUCCACUGGUUACUUGUCAGCUAUGCAUGAUGGGAUUGAUAAUUUGUAACAUGUAGUUGACGCUGUGCAAUGCAGGGUUUCUGGCAUCCCGUGUGCAUAAACACAUGCAGGGAUCAAUUACUGGUAUUCUCUGAAACCAAACAGUAUAUUUAAAAAAAAAA